CGGCAGCUUCGGCACUGAUCAGCUGUGCUCUGCGGAUGUCAGUGCGGUUCCAGCGGGCGCUCGGUCUGACUCCCGCCGCCUCUCAGCGCUCCCACGCCGGCCAGAACGAGGACUCCUCACCUCGGACCGGCCCCGCUUUUCGGUCACCUUCCCCCGGGUAACGAGCCGUCUCUCUGCCGCUUCCAGUGAUGCGGAGGCGGAGCUCCCUGACCGCGGAGAAGGACAGCGACCCGGAGCUGAAGCAGCGACCCGGCAGAGCGGCGGCGCAUCCGGCGACCCGAGGCCGACAGGGCCCGGGAGAGGAGCCGGGGAUGGGGAAGAGACCGUUCAGGAGGCUGGGGCUGCUGGGAAAGAUAAAGAGGAUGAUGAUGGUGCUGCUCGUUGUCUACGUCUCCAUCCCCUUCAUCAUCAAGCUCUUCCCCUCCAUCCAGGCCAAACUCGUCUUCCUCAACUUCGUCAGGGUGCCGUACUUCAUCGACCUGAAGCGACCUCUGGAUCAGGGGCUGAACCACACGCACAACCUGUACCUGGAGCCGGAGGCGGGCCUGAAGAUCGGAGUCUGGUACCAGAACCACACAGAACCGCACAGAACCACACAGAACCUACAGAACCACACAGAACUGCUCAGAACCUUCAGAUUUGAUCAUCCUCCUGACGCUCUCAUCCUGGAGUCUCCGUUCACCAACAUCAGAGAGGAGGCCAGGAGCCACCCGUUCUCCAUGGUGUACCGCUUCCUGCCCGGCUUCGACUGGUUCUUUCUGGACUCCAUCACCGCCAACAACAUCCGCUUCGCCAGCGACGAGAAUGUGGACCACAUUUCCUGUCCGGUUCUGAUUCUACACGCCGAGGACGACGGAGUGGUACCGUUCCAUCUGGGCAAAAAGCUCUACAGUCUGGCGUCUCGCUCCAGCAGCCUCGGCGGCCGUAAGGUUCAGUUCGUGGCGUUCCCAGCGGCUCUCGCCUUCAGACACAAGUUCAUCUACAGGAGCCCGGAGCUGCCAAACAUCCUCAGUGACUUCCUGGGAGCGGCUCACCCCGCCGUGGCGUGACGGCGGCUCGUCCUCAUGGUCUGAACAUUCCUGUUAGCAUUCCCAACAUCCCCGCUGACGGUACGCCUACCACGGUUACCACGGCUACCACGGUUACCAUGGUUACCACGGUGACCGUGUCCCGUGGGCUGCAGAGCGGAGGUUUUGUUUCUCCUGCAUGGUUCGUUCCUCCUCACCAUCGGCAGGAAACUGUUUCCUGUUCUGACUUGAAAUAUGAAUUAAAUCUGGUUUUAUGUAGCUGAGCCUCCUUCACUGACCUCUGGGUGGUUCUGGUUCUGGUUGAACCGGACCUCAUCACUCCUCCAGAACCUCCAGAUGUUCAGCAGAUUCUCUCCUCUCAACAGUUCUGGUUCUGCAGGAUUGAAGAAGCCGGUCCGGUUCUGGUACCGAUUGCGCAGCAGCAGGAAACAGGAAGUGAUGUCACUCUUCCUGGAUGUAGCUAACCUGAACCCGACUGGUGCUGGUCUUCAACUGUUUCUGACCCGGGGUGUGCAUGCUUAUGCUAAUCCACCUAUAUGGAGCUAACUGUUAGCUUAGCAUUUAUCCUUUAUGCUAACUUUGACAGCAUUUAGCCCUCUUAGUUUCCCUUAAAUGAAUUAUUCAUUAAUUUACUGUUUUGGUAUCAGCUGCUAAAAAUUCUUCCAGUAGUUAGACGGGUAUAUUCGUGCUCUUAUUUUGAAGGGAUUGACACAGUUCUGUUUCCUUAUCUCACAUAGCAAACAGGAAGUAAACAAAAGAACAAAUCAAGAAUACAAUCAGGAUGUUUAACAAAUACGCUAGCUACUAGCAUUUUAGCUUCUGCUAAACGCCAUAUUGACGCAGCGAACUAAUGUUCAUGACUGCUGCUCCAGGAUUAGCGCAGCUAGCUUUUUAGCUAGCAGUCCCACCACUGGUUUGGUGCGUUGGCCUUGACAACCUGACGGUUCUUCAUGCUGAAGCUCAGAACUUUUUCUGAUUUGGUCCCAAACGGACUGAAGGUUCUAAGCUGUCUGCUGGUACUGGUUCUGCUUGGGAACUGGCAGAACCAGUGAACCUGUAAAACCUGACCAGAACCAGUCAGAUUUCAUGACAGGUUCAUGAGUCCAGAACCUGUGGAGGCUCUGGACCUCAGUUUGACCCCAGAUUCUGGAGUCAAACUAAGCAGAACCACACAGAACCUUUGUUCUAGUCUAAAAAGUAAUUUUAUUCUACUGGACCAAUCAGAACAUGUUCUGGAGAGUUCUUCCUCUCUGUCACCUACAGCGGUUCUGGCCGGAUCGGAUUCAAACUGUGCACUGAUGCAUUCUGGGAAAACCCGACUACACAAUGUGACAACGCCCUGGUUUGUGUUCAGUUUAUUUUAUUAUUUCAACAAAAUUAUAAGCAGGAACAGAGAGAAGCAAAGUUCAGCCGAGCGGUUCUGAUCCGUCCGGAGGGAAAUCUACCGUCUCUGGAUCUAGGUUCUCUGUGAAAAUGGGUCAACGAAUCAGAGCUGAAAGACGAUCUCUGAUUGGCCAGUUUCCAGCCAUUUUCAGGCUGGAAACUUUAGAAAUGUAAUAAAUGUUUGUUUCAUAAUCAA
Messenger RNA from Poecilia reticulata (guppy), 2607 nucleotides. The record is from RefSeq and is a predicted model, not a curated record. NCBI's taxonomy places the organism in Eukaryota, Metazoa, Chordata, Actinopteri, Cyprinodontiformes, Poeciliidae.